AUGAUCUGCAGAUCGGCUCUGUCGAGAGGCAGCAAGCUGGCCCUCGGGCGCCAGGGAGCCCGCGGUUUCGCUGCUGCUGCCUCACCCAAGGCCUCGUACGAGCCCACUACCAUCGCCGGCGUCAAGGUUGCUUCCCGAGACGACAAUGGCCCGACCACCCGCCUCGCCGUCGUCGCAAAGGCCGGCACCCGAUACGAGCCCCUCCCCGGACUGACGGUUGGACUGGAGGAGUUUGCCUACAAGGCAGAGAACACCAACAAGCGCUCUGCUCUCCGCAUCACCCGUGAGGCCGAGCUCCUCGGCGGUCAAUUGACUGCUUACCACACCCGCGAGGCCCUUGUGCUGCAAGCCAGCUUCCUCCGCGAGGACCUCCCCUACUUCACCGAGCUCCUUGCCGAGGUGGUCUCGCAGACGCGGUACACCACUCACGAGUUCCACGAGGAGGUCAAGGAUAUCAUUCACCAGAAGCAGGCCAAGGUGGACGCCUCCGCCGUUGCCCUCGAUGCCGCCCACGCCGUCGCUUUCCACUCUGGCCUCGGUGCCCCUCUCUAUCCCACCCCAAGCACACCCAUCGACUCCUACCUGAACGAGCAGGCCGUUGCCGACUUUGCCGCCGCUGCCUACUCCAAGUCCAACAUCGCCGUUGUCUCCGACGGUGCCAGCGAGCACGGCCUCCAGAAGUGGAUCGAGCCCUUCUUCAAGACCGUCUCGGCCCAGGGCUCCGGCUCCCUCAACAACGUCGCCUCCAAGUACCACGGUGGUGAGCAGCGCAUCUCCGCCGUCGGCCAGAACUCGGUUGUUAUCGCUUUCCCCGGUGCCUCCCUCGGUGCCAGCAGCCCCGAGACUGCCGUCCUUGCCGGUCUCCUCGGCGGCGAGUCCACCAUCAAGUGGUCUCCCGGCUUCUCCCUCCUGUCCCAGGCUGCCGCCCCCGGUGCCCAGGCCAAGGCCACCAACUACGCCUACUCUGAUGCUGGUCUCCUCGCCAUCCAGAUCAACGGCCAGUCCGCGGCCGUCAAGAAGACUGCCGAGGCUGCCGUCAAGGCGCUCAAGGGCGUUGCUGAGAGCGGUGUCUCCCAGGAGGUUUUGGUCAAGGCUAUUGCCAAGGCCAAGUUCACUCUCCUUUCCGGCAGCGAGGUUGGCGGUGUUGGCAUCGUCCACGCCGGUGCCAACCUGAUCCACGGCGGCUCUCCCCUCAAGGUUGCCGAGACUCUCAAGGCUUUCGAGUCUGUUACCGGUGACAAGCUCAAGGCUGCUGCCAAGGCUCUCCUCGAGGGCAAGGCUUCGGUGGCGUCGGUUGGUGACCUCCACGUGCUCCCUUUCGCUGAGGACCUCGGCCUUCAGGUAUAA
Podospora anserina S mat+ is the source of this 1347-nucleotide messenger RNA. RefSeq lists its product as uncharacterized. The record is from RefSeq and is a predicted model, not a curated record. Gene Ontology annotation, molecular function: metal ion binding. Bases 1 to 1347 code for a protein of 448 amino acids. Gene Ontology annotation, cellular component: mitochondrion. The transcript is spliced from 4 exons. NCBI's taxonomy places the organism in Eukaryota, Fungi, Ascomycota, Sordariomycetes, Sordariales, Podosporaceae.